Molecule: messenger RNA, 6475 nt
Organism: Acanthaster planci (crown-of-thorns starfish)
Lineage: Eukaryota; Metazoa; Echinodermata; Asteroidea; Valvatida; Acanthasteridae
Gene: cep89
Product: centrosomal protein 89
Biological process (GO): mitochondrion organization; cilium assembly; chemical synaptic transmission
Cellular component (GO): ciliary transition fiber; centriole
Source: RefSeq, a predicted model, not a curated record
GAUUUUCAAUUUUUAGUAGGUUAACCAAUGAAUUUUUAAAUUAUCCACCCAAAACAAACUCACCCCCCAAAAAGAGAAUGUUCCAAGUCUUAUCAGCCGCCAUUUUAAAAUGACAUCCCGCACCGCGGGCUCUUGACAUGCCUGACAAAUUUUCAAUCACAUUUUUGUCUGCUUUGCCCCCAGAUGGGUGACCCUGAAACUAAAGAGAUGAUCCUGGGCCAUACUGACACAUCCUCAUAAUUUCUUGACCCAAAUAGACCCCUCUUUUUGAAAGAAUCUGCAAGGGGUACUUUUUAUGCGCUUCCGCCUGGCGGAGACUGCAUACUUAUUAAAUUUGGACGCUGCACCCUAAGUAAUGCGAGCACUGCGCAUGCGUAGUUACAUUUACAUGUAGCGUAUCUCGUUCUCUUUCCAAAAUGGCAGGGAAGAACAAGAAGAAAACAGUGAUGAAGUCUCGUCGAAAGGGGAAAAGUAAGAAGCCAAUGUCCCAUAUAGGGUCGGCUCUGUUUCCGAGGGCAAUGUUCGCAGCCGUGCCUCGAUCCCCAGAACCCCCAUCCGAGCCUCCAGAAGAACGGCCUCCAUCUGCCCUGUCCACUGCCCUCCUGAAUGCAUCUCUGGUGGGCCGGGUGAUAGGCACCCCUCCAGACAGCGGGACCCUACGGAGCACCGGGGAGGGUGCAUCCACGUGGCCCAUGGCACACCAUCACCAGGACGGGAUGAACGCCAGCAUGGAGAACAGCAUGGCGAGGAGCAGCAUGUACGACUACGAGGACAGUGGAGAGGAAGACCAGGAGGACUACGAUGAAGCAGGGUACACGACCAUACCUCUUGCCAAAGCUGAUCGUCAAAAGAGGGGCACCAUCAGCAACCGUGCCAAAUUAGCCACUCCUGUUGAUAGCCAGUCGGAUUCUGUGCUCGGCAGUGAGGACGAGGACGAGGAUGAUGGAAAGCAAGAUUUCCACCCCCAACAGGAUACCCCGCCCAGAGGGAGUUCCCCAGGGCUACGCAGGCCCUCCCCGCAGCAGAGGCUUUAUCACACCCUGGAGAAGGAACAAGAGGAGGAGGAGGCGGAGCCUCGGGUGGUUGCUGGUAGGCGUGACCCAUCCCCAUCAGAAGGGAAGGCAAAGAGGUCAAAAGGCAGGCAACGUAAAGAUGGGAUGACAUCGACUGGGGCUGACCAUGUUGAGGCCCUGUACGCCAAGGCUAAGAAGCACAAUAAACAGCCGGUACAAUGCCGGGAAACUGACCUUUCAGAGAGCAGCAGCCUCACCAUGGUCACCAGCCCCCAAGAGGACGACUUCUCAGAUCUCAUCACACCACCCCCACCCUGGAAACGGAAGGGCAAGAAAAAGGACAAGACGAAAGGCAGUGGCGUUAGCCCCGACAGGUUGACAGAGGAAGACGUCAGAAGUGAGACGAGUCACCCGCUGGGCCCAGAAGACACUACAGAUGCUGCACUCAUUCAUGAGCCGAUUAUCGAGAGGAUAGAGGCAAGCUCUGUCAGUGCCAUGCAACAGUCGCAAGCCCCAGUUCCAGCCCCGCGAAGCACCUCACGCCAAAGCCAAGACGAAUCUGAGGCCUACUCUCACAUCCAGCGCCAGCCCCUUGGCCAUGCCGCAGCCCAGGAGGAGGAGUACCUUAGGCGGACCAACUCCCGCCUGGAGAGGGAGCUGGAGAUGGUCCAGCGGGAGCGAGAGCAGCUGCUGGAGAGCCUCAGGACCCUGUCUCCACCCCCGCACCAGCCUCGGAGGGGGGCCAGGGAGGUCGAGGGGGACUCAGAACAACUGAGGACUGGAAUCCAGAGACUGGCGUCCAUCAACGAUGACAUGCAGAGGCAACUGGACGAGAUGCACCAACACUGCGACAAGUUGCGACUGGAGAACCAGGCUAUCAAGGAGGUCAACGACCGCCUGCACUCGGAGAACAGCAAACUGAGGAGUCUGUCCGAGUCCAUAAAGGACGAGGACCAUUCACAGCAGGUGUUGCUGAGGCAGCAAGCAGAGGAGGUGGUAGCAGAGAAUGAGCAGCUGAAGAUGGUCAUCCACAAACUCAACAUUCAACUCAGCAGGUACCAGGCCAAGCACUCCCCUCCACAGAAGGGUGACCCUCCUGGUUUGCCGUCCCGAGGCAGAACUCCUCGCUGGCUGACCGACACAAAGUACUUGUCUCCUCUCAUCUUGGCCUAUGAGGAUGCACUCAAGGAAAAGGAUGAAAUGAUGCGUUUGACCCAAGAGGACCUCAACCGGCUACGGAAAUCCGCAGAGGAGGUCAUCCACGAAAACCAGCGACUGCACUUGAAGCUGGAGCAAGUCGGACAGCCAACGUCCGUCACUCCUGGAGAAUGGCAUCGUAUUCAGGAGCAUGCGCGUCUCGUUCUUGAGGAGAACCAAGUUGUCCUGAGCCAGCUGGACAUCCUGCAACGCAAGCAGAAGGACACGCAGAGGGCGCACUCCCUUGAAGUCUCCAAACUCAGCAAGCGUCUGGCCAUGGAGGAGUCGGAGAAGGGAGACCUGGAGGCCCAGCUGAAGGAUCUCAAGCAUCGGUACAGCACCCUCAAGCAGCAGCACGACCGCUCGGUGGUGGAGGCCGAAUCCCAGAUGCCCAUACAGGAGCACAUGAGCACGAUGGCCGAGUACAAAAGAGGACUGGACGAGGAACAGCGACACCACCAGGCUGAGAUGGAGAGUGUGCUGUCCAAGCUGUCCUCAGUCCAGGGGGAGAAAAAGACCUUGGCGCUGAGGCUGGCAGACGGCGAAGCGGAGAGAAGCCAGAUGCAAGGAGAAAUGAAGGCACUCACUAGGGUCCAAAAGAAACUUCAGCACAAGAUCGCGCUGCUCCAGAAGGAGCUGGAACACAACGAGAACAAGCUGGCCGUGGCCAACCAGCACUUGAACAACGUACUGGAGAUUGCCGAACAGACAGCGGCAGAGAGAGACGCCCUGACGAAAGUGGCCAGGAGUCAAGAACAAGAGAAGAAGAAAGCUGUGAACAAAAUGAUGGAAGGAAACGUCGCCAUCGGGAGGCUGGAGGAAAAGUUGAAGUCCUACCGGCAGAAAGCUGACCUCAAGCUGGGCAAUCUGUCCAGCCGCAUCCAGGCCCAGGACAGCUCCCACGUCAGCCAGCUCAGGGAGUAUGAACGGGAAAUGGCCCAUCUCAAGACCUUGCUGCAGCAGAAACAAGAUGAAUUGGACAACCUAGGUUCUGACAAAAGGAAAGUUGAAGAGCAACUGGAGACGGUCUGGCAGACAGCGACGGCUGACAAUCGCCGGUUGAAGGCCAAGCUGCAGAAGUCCCUCAGGGAGCCCCACUCCCGGAACGGCACCCUUAACGGAGGCGCCUUCGAGUACGAGUCGGACAACCGGGGGCUGAUCUCGUCCGAGAGCGACUAGAAGGCUUCUCGGCUAGUGGGUGAAGACAGCUGCCCCAGAGACUGACCCCUUGAGGGCAGUCGAGCCAAAGUGGAGUCUCUCAACAAGGCCCGGACUGACGGUGCUCAUCGUAUCUCAAACCAAGCCACAAAUGGUGCCAGUGUUGAACCCAAACCCCUGGACACAGUUUUGUAUUCUUAGAGGAGAAAUGGAUUCAAAUUAUUUUAAUUUAUCAAUAGGUGUUGCUUCAGGGAGACCAUUGAUUUCAUAUGUGAUUUUGAGAGCCUGUCAGUCAAAAGACAUCAACCUAUCUUUCCUUUAUUUGGGGCAAACAAAUUUGUGUCCAGGCUUUCACCGAGUGUGUUAUUUCCCUGCAAUUAAUGGCCGGCCAUCAUAAGCAUCUGUUCAUUUUCCUUUUUGCAUGUGUCCAUUAAUGUCGGAUAAUUUUGUUUUGCAAAGUAGAAGUGGAUUAUUUCUGUGAACUACUCUUCUUGCACAGUGGAAAUGCAACUACAAGCCCGAACACUCGCUCUCUUUUUUUUUAAUUCCCUUGAUCUGCCUUACUGCAAUCAGAUGUAGCGACAUCACAUUUGUAGUAAUUUGUGUACAAAUUACUAAUAAAAGGUGCAUUUGGAAUCAGUCAACCGGACAUGUAGUGGCUGAAUAAUAUUGGUAAUCUGCACUGAUAGAAUGUGAAAUGUACACCUGAUUUUUGAAAAAGUAAAACUGUGGUAUUUUGUGUGGAUGAAAGUGUGUUUGCGACGCAAGUUUAUUUGAAAUUUGUGGUGCCUUUUCACAAUUUUGAAGAAACAUUUAUGAAACACAAGGACAGUCCAAACCUGUUACAAAGUAUUUUUGUAAUUAUUAACGUUCAGUAGAGGCUGUCAAAGUGAGAACUGAACAAAAAGUAGCGCUAUCACACCUUGAUAAAUACACAAAUGAAUGUUUUAUUAAAUGCAAAAUUUUGGAAUUUAUUUUCUUUCAAAAGACAAAAAAUGCUGGAGAUCAGCAAAAUACGACAAACAAAUGUUGAGCUUUUAAUAUCAGAGAGGGGAAAAAAAUUCACGGAAAGUAUGAUGUGAGAUUUUUAAUGCAUUGGUCUUAAUCCAUGUUAGUGUUUGAAUUGCUUAGCUUGGAGGCAGCCAACCUGGGGCGCCGUGAGGCCAGACCCCUCCUCCCCUUUGGCAGGUCCUAUAACAUAAUGCGGCAGAGCUUCAUGAAUCGGCUAUUGAUGACUGAUGCUCUCACGUUUGUCCCCUCGACUUUGAAAAAUGGUGUGCCGCCGUUGGCUGGGCUGGGACAAGAAAUAUGGAUGGCCGUAGCCGAGGAAUUUGGACCAUGCCUAUUACAAGGCGGAAGGGACGCAAGUGCAGGGAUACCAUUGACAUGAUCUGUGCCAUGUAUGGUUGUCCUUACAGUGCUGACCCAAUACUGGACACUGGUUCCACACUCUUCUCAUCCAUUCAGACCACUUACCAACACGUUGAAGGCUCUCCUACCUAAAUACCGAUUUCAGCACAACAGUUUUCACCCAUGACAAUGACAAAUGUCUGUAAAUUUCACGUCAGUCAGAGCACCCAAUAACAUCCUUGUUCUUGAACAUCUUUUCCGUCAGAUUGUAUUCAUGCAAGCAUGUAAUCAUUCAUUUGCUUUGAGCAGUACUCUUUGUACAUAUUUCUAUUUAUAUUGCCAGUUUACUUUGUAUUAUAAAGUGUCCAAUCUUUUGAAAUGCCAAACUUUAUCCUUGUAUGUACAAUAAUUUUCUUUGGACAUGAGGGUAAUGGUUUUCUUCUUGUCACUGCACCUUAGUGAAAUACCAAAUGAAUGUCGAAUGUGUGUCAUAUUUAUCUCUGUUUAUAAAAGGGUAAGCUUUUAAUUUUGAAUUAAAUUGCACAAGAAUGAAGACUGUGCAGAACCCAAAUUUACUUGUAUAAAAUUUAUUUAUUUUGUCAAAUUAUAUACAUUUUAUGAUUGUGCCGCUUCUGGGAGACAUUUUCCCAUUGAGUUGCAACAGAAGUUGACAAGUUGGGUCAGUUUAUACUGAAUUCACUUCUUUUAAGCAACAGUCUCAGCCAGCCACAAGCAGAGAACAUCUUAAUUACACAAAUGAUUGAAAGCCAACAGUGCAAUUGCAUAUUUCAGGAAAAGAAAUUCAACUGUUAAAGAUGCUCUUUACUCCAUAAACACAGAUUGACUUGGAGAGACUGGAAGACAAACUUAAGAGAUCUUUCUCUGAAAACACAGUCUUUCAAAAAUGUGAAAAUUGUUAAGUGACAGCUAAUAGGUAAUACUCUCUCCGAUGUCAGCAUCAAAGGAUUUUUCUUUGUUCUUUUGAAGUGGAGUUUCUCUUUAAACUAUCACAAAGUCACCCACUUUCUGUUUCAGUGCUCAAGUGAAAGACGUCCUGCGGUGCUAAUGUGUAUUCAACCUGAAGCUGACCCAGGCAGGCCAGUCCAGCAUGUCCAGAAGGUUGAAAUUAGUAACCAGGAGGUCACUGGCUCCAGCUUUGGAAAGCAAAAGCUGCCAAGACUCGUAAUUCUGAAAGAUGUUCCAACAGACAGUGCAGUGAUGCGAAUAACUUUACAAUUGGUGAUUUUGCUAUGAUAUCCUUGACACAAUUGACAUUGGUAGUAUUUCCUCAUCAAAUUUGCCUACCAGCUUUUUCCGACAUGACUAAAAACUCAGCAUUUAGUACUGUAAUUAAAAGAAAUCUGAACUCAUGGCCUUUGAAUAUCAAUUUUCAGGUAAGAGUGAUAUCCAAAUAUAAUGCACUAUAACUUUUAAAAGGAGGAAACAAUGAACCUGUCGUAUGAGUAAACCAUCCUCAAACAUCCUUUACUAUAAAAUAGGAAAAAAGUUUUUCAAUCCAAUGAAGCCAUUUGAUAGCACUGAAGAAACUGACAGACAAAAGUCAAUAAAUGUUUGAAAUCACAUUGUCUGCCCCCUCCCUGACACACCAGGUUAUAUUUUAAUGCCAUUUGAUAUAUCUCCCACUAAACAUGACGAUGUGAACCACAUCAGCUUUGCUGUUCACACUGAAACUGCAUUCAAACGUUCAAUGCUGUACAAGUUUCCACUUGGGAAUGUUUUCAAAAAGUAUGUCACUU